Molecule: messenger RNA, 3620 nt
Organism: Pseudo-nitzschia multistriata
Lineage: Eukaryota; Bacillariophyta; Bacillariophyceae; Bacillariales; Bacillariaceae
Source: the annotation of a GenBank genome assembly
CGCAAAAAAAUAGCAGGUGCCAAAAUCGGCCAAACAGGAGGAGACUUGCAUUCGUGCAAACAAACAUUUCGUUGCCACUCUCAAUGACUCUGCUCCCCAAUAGYGACGAUAAGAAUUUGCUUUUGAAGGGAAUCAUACACAGUAUARCACUCGUCAMGGAAGAAAGUCAUCAUUGGAUCCAAAGAAUAGAGAAAUCAUCACUAGCAUMAUCAAGAGCAUCCAGGCGAUGAUGUCGUUCACAUUGUCACCKUCAUCAGCGAUGGCCUCGAUCAAAAAUACAAAAUCCCACCAAGGGAACAAGAGAAGCCGCAGCAACAGCGAUUGGACUGGUUAUGUCUUUUUCGUAACGGCUAUGUUCAGUGUACUAAUGRCCCUCUCGCAUCCAAURAACCAAGAUGGCGGUAUCCCAAGCAACAACAACUUAUCGUUCUUUCCGAAAACCGCUGGAGUAUCUGCAGCGGUUGCUACCACCGCCGUUUCUKUGAUACCACCACGAACAAAUGCGGCAUCCCGUCCUUCCAUGAUGGCCAUCAGCUCCGGGAGCAGCCGGACGCUCAUCGAACUGAAGGGCGAAACCAACAACACCAAUACAGACCAUGGCAUGCRCUGCGGCAUCGAAAACAAUUGCGGGUACAAGAUCGAUGCUACCUACCUCGAUGAAGACUACGAUCASGGCUUGCUGAUUCUGCGGCGCGUCAGCAUCGUCGACGAACCGUACGCUGUGGCGGCUUCCAAGACCACCGCAACACCAAUGGGAUUGAUCGGUCCCGUUCGGAGGGCGUUCGGACACGCUACAAAAGUUGCAAAGAACCCCAUUGUUGCCCUAGUCCUCGUCGGCAACCUGGCUACAAUGAUUGGGAUCCUGCCCACCGGCAUUGCGGGCUUUUUGCCCGCGGCAGGGGUCGUCUUUGGGAGGAAAACUCGAUGGAUGACCAGAGCGGCGUCCGCGGUGGCCAAGCGGGGGAGGUUCCUCGCGAGAAGGGGCCCGGUGACGAAACUGGUCACCAACACGGCAAAUAAGCCCGUCUUCUCUAAGUUCAGGCUCAAGCUAACAAAACUUGUUUCCAAGCUCUACAAGAACCGAUCCAAGUAUUCGAUGCURAGCGAUUACUGCUGGUACGUGCAAGGCAAUGAAGAGAAGGCAGRAGGCAACAAGAUCACAGCCACACCAAGCUCGUAACRACCCGGAUCGGCGAAUGCAAUCCAUAUAAUCCAAGGGACACAAAGAAURACUGAAGUCAUUACAGCACGAGCAGUGGUGUCCUGUCACAGUAACCUUGGCAGAGGGAACAGCCAUGCUACAAAGCCGCGGCGAAAAGAGACCGAACAUGAAAUACRUCAUUUCAUACUACUGCAAUACAAACAGACGAUAUCUUCCAAUGAAAGGCAUCAAUAAAGAACCACAAGAACAUCAUACAGACUUUACGCAUCCGAGAAGUACAAGAACAAGAAUACAAUACAACACAAUAGAAUACAUAAUAAAAAUACAUAAAUGAUAAUAUUAGACUACUAUCGGUACGCUGACAAUAACCACAGACUAAAAGCACACCAAACAAAUUUAAAAACUCAAACCUCAUGUCUCAUCAGGUAACUUUUUCAUGCAAUACAUUUUUUUCCGGAGUGCCCAAGGUAUCUUGAUCACAAGAAGUGUCUUACGGUACGGUAUGAAAAUAAUGGUUCUGGGUUCUGUAGUAUCCGUAACGGUAGGUACGUACCGGUAGUUUKAAAAAAGAGAACGACGAAACGUCCAAAUGCCUUAACCCCAAUAUAAAACGGUUUAAUGACAGACUGAAAUUUGGAAUCGCAAUAGAGCAAGUCCAAUCAUACCGCACAAAAAAUGAAAAAAUAUUCUUCCUACCGCAUCGUACGGUCGGUGAGGCCCUACAGUAGCUCCAUCCUCUUCUAGCAASAGAGYAGAGCUCGAGAAAGUCAGUAGAUCUUUCUUGUACMAAUUGGAAUAGAUCAAAGGAAGAAGAUAAUCUACCSCAGACCAAGUAAAGUACACACUCAUUCCCGAAGAGGCAACCCAAACAACCUCCGAUAUCUUACAAAGCGGGAUAUUAGACCGUCCAUAACAAAACGGGCACACAAACUAUACAACGCAAACCCUUCAUACCCUCUCGGUUCAAAGAAACGACGAAAAAGCAACAACCAUGACGAAUGAUUCUACCACGAUAGCGGCCAUGACCCUGGAAGAAUCUCGUGAUGAAACACGUAAAUGCGAUGAGGAAAUACAAUCCAUCAAAGCAGCCCUCCGGGGGCUCGGAAGCGACGAUGAACAAAAUUCCCUGGAAAUCGAAUUCACUAAGGUACGUUUUGCUUAUUUAUGCUUCGUUUGAUGCGUUCACUUCCGAUACAUUUUCCACUGUUUCCCCCUUGUCCACGGCGAUAAGUUCAUACUAUGCGCGACUGCUAGUUUUUGUUUCCAGAAAAACAAUCGGUGGUGUAUGAAUCAAGUAUCGACGGAAGGAAGAGCAUCGCAUGAAUUUUCGUCUGGUUGUAUUUGUAUUUUGAAUUUAGAACUGGAGAAUUUUACGUGUGCUCAAGAUGGUCACUAACUACAAAGCAAACCUUCCCUUUCCUAUUUUUCUUCUUUGCGUUGGUAAACAACGGCAAUCGACAACAACAUGGGUCAUCGAAACAACUGGGGUGGCAACAAAACGUAACUGAUCAUCGCAGGUGGAGGGACUACCGGAGGCCGCUAAACCCACGRUUAAGUUGCAGCUGUCAGCUCCCAUUGAAGAAUACGAGCUAUCCCUAGAGGACGGCAAAACCAAAGCGACUUUUUCUGGUGUCGAGACGUCCCUGGCCAUGCUGACGGUCGACGCCAGAGACKCCGAAAUCCCCCUAGGUGCCGCCGCAAACCCCAUUGAGGUUGCACCGUUUUGCGCCAUGGAUGAUCCGAAGGAACCAAAGAAAGAAUAUGUGACGGAGGUUCCCGUGCCCAUCGUGGCGGCUCCUUCCGAGACGGAAGGCGAGAAGUCGGAGGGAGACGAAGCGGAAGGAACUUCCGUCCCGCCGGUUUGCACCGUGACGCUGAGGGUUGUGUACAAGCCAUCUUCGAAGGACCAGCGGGAAGAACUGUACGAACUUUUGAACAAGACAAGCCAGAGAAAGGCCGAUGCCCUCUCUGUCCUGCGCAAGCGAACCAUAGAGAAGGCUAGGGCCGGCAUACAGGGCUCGCCAGGUGCUAUGACCAAGCCMUCGGUCCGGCCCGGCUUUCUCAACAAGGGCCGCGCCAAAGCCGAGGAACCCGAGGAAACGGGAAUCUUGGCGGCGGCCAAGAAACUGUAUAAGCGUGUCGUGAGCCCGGACUCUAUCGUGAUGAAGACCGCAAUUCUAGCGAUCGUCACCAAGGACUUCUGGAUCUUUUUUGGGGCCGUCGGGCUCAUGCAUACCCGGGGUAAUCUGCUGGCGCUGCCCCCUCCCGCGUAGAACGCGACGAGACUUUGCCAUACAACAAUAUACAGUACGAGCCAAUAUACAGGCAGUCAAAAGAAGGCUUAGAAUCCAUCAGGCACACUGUAUGUACUAUGUUCUUCUAUUUCGCUUUUCGUUGUGUUGCCAUGGAACACUUUUUAUUGGUCGUGAAUAGCARGCGAUAAAGUUGCAAGCAGAGC